Molecule: messenger RNA, 2567 nt
Organism: Anolis carolinensis (green anole)
Lineage: Eukaryota; Metazoa; Chordata; Lepidosauria; Squamata; Anolidae
Gene: sdcbp2
Product: syndecan binding protein 2
Exons: 9
Coding region: 266-1189 (307 amino acids)
Cellular component (GO): plasma membrane; cytoplasm
Molecular function (GO): protein binding
Source: RefSeq, a predicted model, not a curated record
UGCACCAAUUCUCCGGUGUAGAUGCAGCCGUGGGCAAGCUCUGUGCUUUCCUAUUGCACAGGUGAGCCACACCUGAGCCAGUAACCACCUCCUGACGUCAGCAAGGUGUCCCUCCUCCUCCUCCACCACUUCUGGUUUGCUUUGGUCUUUUCGCUUCCUUCUCAUUCUCCUCAUCGUCAUAAAGUCGAAAGAGAGCAAAAGUCAACGGCAGAACUCUUUUUUUCCAGAAACAUCAGACAGGUAGAUCUUGACAAGAGCAGCAACCAUGGCCACCUUGUACCCAUCGCUGGAGGACAUGAAGGUGGACCAAGUCCUCAAGGGCCAGGCUUUCGUGGCUCCGAAGGAGAAUCUUCCGGCACCGGUCCCUGCUGCGGUCACACCAUCGGCUCCCAUGAUGAUAGAAACCCCCAAGGCAGCAACUAACCCACCAAUCUUGUAUCCAAACCUUGCCGAACUCAAUGACUACAUGGGCCUCUCGCUUUCCAGCGAAGAGGUUCAGAGGAACUUGGCACUCGUUCCAGCGGGAAGUGGCGCUGCAGUCCCAGCAUCCUCUGGACCAGGGAUGAUGGUGGCUCCAGUGACAGGAAGCAACCUGGGGAUACGCCGGGCAGAGAUCAAGCCAGGACUAAGGGAAGUCCAUCUUUGCAAGGAUGAACGUGGCAAGACAGGGUUGAAAUUGAGAAACAUCGACAAGGGCUUGUUUGUGCAGCUGGUGAAGGCCAACUCCCCGGCUUCGCUGGUGGGGCUGCGCUUUGGGGAUCAGAUCCUACAAAUCGAUGGGAAGGAUUGCGCCGGAUGGAACACGGAGAAGGCCAAGCGUGCUCUGAAGAAGGCCUCUCCGGAGAAGAUCGUCAUGGUGGUUCGUGACAGACCCUUCCAGCGAACUGUGACGAUGCACAAGGACAGCACUGGCCACGUGGGAUUUGUGGUCAAAAAGGGGCAGAUUAAGUCACUGGUCAAAGGCAGCUCCGCCGCCCGGAACGGACUCCUCAUCAACCAUUACAUCUGUGAAGUCAAUGGGCAGAAUGUCAUCGGCCUGAAGGACAAGGAGGUCACAGAUGUUUUGACCAAUGCAGGCAACAUCAUCACUCUCACUAUCGUCCCGUCAGUGAUCUACGAGCACAUGAUCAAAAAGCUUUCGAGUGGGUUAAUGAAAUCUUCCAUGGAUCAUUCCGUCCCUGAUGCUUAAAGCAACAGAAGACCAUUCCCUUUUUAACACCUCCUCUUUCCUGGCAUGUAAUUCAUAAUGGACUCCAUCAGAAGGACUCUUGCAGCUAUUCUCUCCCUGCUAUUUAGGACUAUUGGGAAGUGAAGGAAGGCAAAGCAACUGCAGCUUAAACCAUUGGCUAAUUUGUUGACCGUAAUAGACAAUUUGAUGCCUAUUUGACUCUUGUGCAUCUUUGGAAAGGUUAUAUCACAGCUUCAAGAUAAAGUUUAAAUAAUUUUCACAAAUGGAGUUUUGAUGUCAAGUACUAGUCCUACAUGUGAGGAAUCGGUGACACUGUGUUUCCCCUCCAAUCCCUGCAUUCUACAAGGGUUGAAUGAAAAGUAAUGCCUCCACCUUCAUAACUCCUCAACAGAUGCCACUACUGGUAUGCAGCAGGCACUGGCUUGUUCAGGAGACUCUCCUCUACAGUUCCAUUUGGCGGGAAGCCUUAGCAUUGAACGGUUGUGUUGUUAAAGUGCGAAGUAUGGAACCCUGUGCAGACGGUUGGUCAAUGUGACUUAAGCAACAUGCAAUCAUUGAAUUCUUGACAGCAGAAGGUGUCAUCCCAAAGGAGAUUCACCAGAGAAUGCAAGCUGUUUGUGGGGAUUGUGUUGAUGUGAGUCCUGUGCCUCAUUGGGCGAGUAAGUUUAAAGAUGCUGAGGUGGGAACAUCUGACUUGCGUGACAAACAAAGAGUUGGACGUCCUGUGACAGCAACCACCGAGUUUCACAAGCAAAAGGUUGACAAAUUGAUUCAGGACGAUCGUCAUAUCACUCAGAGAGAAAUUUCAAGCAUAAUCGGCAUUUCACAAGAACGUGUGGGCCACAUUAUUGCUUUGCUUGGCUAUUGGAAGAUCUGUGAGAUGCUGGUUGCGGAAACAGAGUGUUGACUUCUUCUGUGAUGGCUUCAAAAAACUUGUUCAUCGUUGGCAGAAAUGUAUCCAAUUGUCUGGUGAUUACAGUAGAGUCUCACUUAUCCAACAUAAACGGGCCUGCAGAACGUUGGAUAUGUUGGAUAAUAAGGAGAGAUUAAGAAAAAGCCUAUUAAACAUCAAAAUAGGUUAUGAUUUUACAAAUCAAGCACCAAAACAUCAUGUUAGACAACAAAUUUGACAGAAAAAGUAGUUCACUACACAUUAAUGCUAUGUAGUAAUUACUGUAUUUACGAAUUUAGCACCAAAAUAUCACAAUGCAUUGAAAACAUUGACUACAAAAAUGCGUUGGAUAAUCCAGAACAUUGGAUAAGUGAGUGUUGGAUAAGUGAGACUCUACUGUAUAUGGAAAAGUGAAUAGUGGUAGUUAAAGAGCACAUUCUAAGGAUUAUUUCUGUGUUUGAUUUAUUAAAAUAUUCCCAUCCAAAC